This is a messenger RNA of Acanthamoeba castellanii str. Neff, 975 nucleotides long. RefSeq lists its product as uncharacterized. Lineage: Eukaryota; Discosea; Longamoebia; Acanthamoebidae. The record is from RefSeq and is a predicted model, not a curated record. Bases 1 to 975 code for a protein of 324 amino acids. The transcript has 5 exons.
AUGAGCGAAGAGAUUGGGCAUAGUAGCGGAGAAGAAGAUCAGCCGCACAUGGAAGAGGAGCGAGAGGUGUUGCGUGAUGCCAACGGGCAGGUGCUGGACGAGACCAAGUCGGUGAAGGUGGGGCUCGACCGGGAGGAGCUCAUGGCCGAGUUCGCCAUCCUGGCCGAAGAGGAGAAGGAGGAAGAGGAGCGCGCGCAGGCCGUCUUCGUGGAGGCCGUGGAGAACCUCAAGCUCUACUCGCAACUCGACCUCGAAUCCAUCGCCCGACUCCUCUCGGUUUUGGAGGACAGCGGCCGCGACGAAGGAGCCGCCUGGGAGUACUUCUUCCAGCAGGGCGCGCACCAGGUGCUGCUGGUGCUGCUGAACGCGGAGGAGGUGGUGGAGGACCAGCGCCGCACGGACCAGAUCCUGCAGAUGUGGGAGCGCAUCGCCCGCUUCGUGUUCAAGCUCAGCGAGGAGGACCAGGGCGUGGUCUACGACGAGCUGCGGCGACAGGGCAUGGUCGAGACCCUCGCCUUCGCCAUGCGCCACCACCCGCACCACCCGCCGGUCCUGCGCCGCGGCGCGUUCCUCCUCGCGCAGCUCUUCGCCCAGGACGCGCCCGCCAAGCACUCCGACGAAGACCCCUCGGCGCGCACCCGCAUGCUGGCCGCCGAGGGCCUCGUGCGAGAAAUGCGGGAGGCGGUCGAAGGCGGGAAGGGCGAGAAGAAGAGCCAGAGUCAGCACCGAGGACAGCAGGCGGCCGCGGCGGCUGCGGUGGAGGCGGAGACCAAGCGGGCGGAGGAGGUGGAGCGCGCCCACAAGCAGGAGGCCGAAACGAGGCACGCCGCGCGAGUACGGCUCGCCGAUGAGCUGAUCGAAGCGGGGCCUUCCCCGACCGAGAAGGCGCCCCUCCUCUCUGCGCACCAGCGGCAUGCGGGGGUCAACCAGGUGGUCACGGGCGACGGCUGCUGCAGCGCGUGCGUGCUCAUGUAG